AACACUAUUAGCAUUGUACAGCAGAAGUUUCCAGUGUUGUUGGGCUUUGUUCUGAUGACUGGAAUUUGCAUCUUCCCUCAUUUAUCACACUUGGAGCUAGUAGGUAUCUGCAGUAGGUAUCUGGGUGUGAGCAGGCAGGCAAAAAUUUGCAAUGAUUCCAGAAAGAAGAUGGGAGUUAUUUCCUUCCCUAUGAGGACAGGUAGAUAGUUUAGGAAAGAGGAGAUAAUAAGAGGACAAAAUUUUCCUAAAUGUCCCUCAAUGAUGAUACAUAAGGUAAAUUAAAUGACAGUAAGUUGUGAAGGUGGGUACCAGUUUUACAUAUGGCACAUGAUUCUAGUGAGAGAUUCUUUGGCAGAGCAAAUUAAAUGCUGUUCUUUAAAUAUAACUGGAGACUCCAACAGAAUGAAGUCACAUUUCCCAAGACUUUUAUUGAUUGUUGACAGUGAGUGGCAUACCAGAAGUGCUUACAUAUUUGUUGGGUAUGUCAGGGGAUGAAUGGUAUGUUCUGCCAAUUACUGACAGUAUAUAAAGGUCCAAGGCUAGUAGAAGACACACAGUUCACCACAUCCUCUCGCAACCCACGUGAAAUCUCUUCUCUUGACAAGAUGUGUUGCAACUACGGCAACUCUUGUGGCUAUGGCUGUGGAUAUGGCUACGGCUGUGGCUAUGGGCCCUAUUAUGGCUGUAGUUAUGGACCUGGCUAUGGCUGUGGAUAUGGCUGUGGAUACGGCUCCUGCUGUGGCUAUGGCACCAGAUAUGGCUGUGGCUGUGGCUAUGGCUCUGGUUGCUGUGGCUACCGGCCAUUUUGGUAUAGAAGAUGUUAUUCUUCUUGCUGCUAGAACAUCACUGUCCAAGACACAUUUGCUUCUGAAGUGGCACGGCUUAAGGGAGGGCUGAUUCAUUGAUUUAUACCCCAAGAUUUCUAUAUCCAAUGAAUUGCAUGCUUUUGGUAAUUGUGACCUCUAUUUAGCAAUUGUAUGAAGGCUUCCUGUGGCUGAGGCUAUGUGGUAUCCUCUGACUAUUUUCCAAAUGUUAGUCUUCACUUCCCUAAUCUGUGUUCUUUGUUGAGACUGUAGCAACAUAUCUAAAAUCCCACAGUGAGGCAAAUCCCUUAUUCUCAAUAAAAAUGUUUCAUUUUUUUUCUAAGUAA
This is a messenger RNA of Felis catus (domestic cat), 1150 nucleotides long. RefSeq names its product keratin-associated protein 21-1-like. Bases 492 to 839 code for a protein of 115 amino acids. The transcript has a single exon. Lineage: Eukaryota; Metazoa; Chordata; Mammalia; Carnivora; Felidae. The record is from RefSeq and is a predicted model, not a curated record.